UCCUGCAUUUCACUUUCGAUGAUGCAACCUAAGCUUUCUGAUAAUACUGAUUAUAUAUUUAGCUUCGUAGACAACUUGAGCUGCACAAACUCUCACCACAAGAAAUGGGCAUUCUCUUCACCAUCUUCACCGUCACCGCAGCAGGACUUCUCUUUAUCAUUAUAAGCUUCUUGUAUCUCACAUUUCAAACCUACUCAGGAAAAUCCAUCAAGAACCCCAACUAUCCACCAGUAAAUGGCACGGUAUUUGGCCAGCUCUUCUACUUCAACAGGCUCUAUGACCACCAAACUGAAGUUGCCAGGAAACAGAAGACUUUCCGGCUUCUUGCUCCAGGCCAGAGUGAAUUGUACACAACUGACAUAAGGAACAUAGAGCAUGUAUUAAAAACAAAAUUUGAUAAGUAUACAAAAGGUAAGUAUAAUCAAGAUAUUGCAACUGAUCUUUUUGGUAAAGGUAUAUUUGCUGUUGAUGGAGACAAGUGGAGGCAGCAGAGGAAGCUUGCUAGCUUUGAGUUCUCGACGAGAGUUCUUAGAGAUUUUAGCUGCUCUGUGUUCAGAAGAAAUGCUGCUAAACUUGUCAGAGUUGUCUCCGAGAUGGCUAUUGCUGAUCAGAUUUUCGAUAUGCAAGAUACACUGAUGAGAUGCACUUUGGAUUCUAUAUUCAAAGUUGGGUUCGGAGUGGAACUGAAUUGCUUGGAGGGGUCAAACAAAGAGGGAAUCGAAUUUAUGAAGGCCUUCGAUGAUUCAAAUGCCUUGGUCUAUCGGCGCUAUGUAGAUCCACUGUGGAAACUGAAAAGGUACUUCAACAUUUGCUCUGAAGCUUCCCUUAAGAAGAACAUCAAAAUCAUUGAUGAUUUCGUGACCAACCUGAUCGGAACAAAGAGAAAACUACAAGCCGAGGAACGACUUUAUAACGACAAGGAGGAUAUACUGUCAAGGUUUUUGGUGGAGAGCAAGAAAGACGCCGAGGAAAUGAAUGAUAAGUAUCUGAGGGAUAUAAUUCUGAAUUUUAUGAUUGCUGGCAAAGAUACCAGUGCAAAUACCCUGUCAUGGUUCUUCUAUAUGCUUUGCAAGAACCCGCUAAUCCAGGAAAAAGUCGCGCAAGAAGUGAGAGAUGUCACAAGCAGUCAAGAUGAUGUGGUUAAUGUUGAAGAGUUCAUUGCAAACAUAACAGACACAACACUCGAGCAAAUGCAUUAUCUUCACGCAGCGUUGACAGAGACCUUGAGGUUAUACCCUGCUGUUCCUGUGGACGGGAGGUGUGCAGAAGUGGAUGACAUUCUUCCUGAUGGCUUUAGAAUGAAAAAGGGUGACGGACUAUACUACAUGGCAUAUGCCAUGGGUAGGAUGCCUUACAUUUGGGGAGACGAUGCCGAGGAUUUUCGGCCAGAAAGAUGGCUCAACAAUGGGAUUUUCCAACCUGAAUCACCAUUCAAGUUCAUAGCAUUUCAUGCAGGUCCUCGGAUAUGUCUGGGCAAAGACUUCGCGUACCGGCAGAUGAAGAUACUAUCAAUAGCCCUUCUUCGGUUCUUCCGCUUCAAAUUAGCUGACGACACAAGAAAAAUAACUUACAGGACAAUGUUCACACUUCACAUUGAAGGAAGUCUGCAUCUUCGUGCUAUUGGAAGGACCAAGUCAUGAAGAAAAAAUAUGUCAAGCAAAUAAUUAUGGCCUGGUGAAUCUUGUUUGUACUGUAUACAUUGAUACACAUAUCAACUAAACAACUGUGAUUUCUACCGGUAUGUUAGCUGCUGCUGUCGGACGACUUUGUCACCUUGGUGAUAAAAUUUGCGGGGAAAAUUUUCAUUUGUCCUAUUUUCCUUUUCUAAACUAUGUGCCACCAGAAACAAGCAGCUUGAAUUUAUCUAAUAAUCGUUAUCAAGCUUUAAUUUA
This is a messenger RNA of Populus trichocarpa (black cottonwood), 1892 nucleotides long. Its product is annotated as cytochrome P450 704C1. Lineage: Eukaryota; Viridiplantae; Streptophyta; Magnoliopsida; Malpighiales; Salicaceae. Gene Ontology annotation, molecular function: heme binding; oxidoreductase activity, acting on paired donors, with incorporation or reduction of molecular oxygen; iron ion binding. The transcript has 5 exons. Bases 105 to 1640 code for a protein of 511 amino acids. The record is from RefSeq and is a predicted model, not a curated record.